Molecule: messenger RNA, 5845 nt
Organism: Amphimedon queenslandica
Lineage: Eukaryota; Metazoa; Porifera; Demospongiae; Haplosclerida; Niphatidae
Exons: 15
Coding region: 22-5760 (1912 amino acids)
Molecular function (GO): metal ion binding
Source: RefSeq, a predicted model, not a curated record
ACACGUGUUUUCAUCAGCAUCAUGUCCAAGACCAGUAAAGCUAGGAAAGUAGCUCGAGGAAGACUCACAGAGAAACUAAACAGAGUACAAGAUGUGCGUGGUCGCCUGGAGGAGCAGUUGGGUUACUUAGAUCAGUUAGAGGAUGUCUAUGGUAGUGUGAUUGAAGAGGUGGCGGGUGGCCUUGAGACAGCAGUAGCAGGACUAGUCAAGAAGACAGAGACUCUUGUAGAAGGAAUGAGAGACGUUUCCAAUAGAACUGGGACCAUUGUAACUGAGAAAAAGAAAGUUUUUGAAGACGUCAUCCAAAAAGCAACAGCUUCUACAAGUUCAGCAUUCCAACUGUUAGAAAACAAGUGCUCUAACAUGACUCAUCAGCAAUAUUCAACAGCUUCGCAGGAUCUUGAAGAUACUCUAAUUGAUGCCCUGACCCUGUUAGAUGGGAGCUCGUAUCAGUCACUAGGGGAUAGUUUCAGAGAGAUAACGUUCCAAGAGACAUCAGUGAUGAAGAUUCAUGAUGAAGUACUUGGCCCUUUAGAAGUUAAAAUAAAAGAUUUAAAGGAUAAGCUAGAUACUCUAGCUAUGAAUGAAGAGCCACUCCAUCUCUUGGCAUUUGAUGAUGCUUCAUGUACUGCAUCAGAGUUUGGAGAUACUGUAACGGAGUCCACUGUAAUGGAGAACACAGUAAUGGAGAACACAGUAAUGGAGAACACAGUAAUGGAGAACACAGUAAUGGAGAACACAGUAAUGGAGAACACAGUAAUGGAGAAUACAGUAAUGGAGAACACAGUAAUGGAGAACACAGUAAUGGAGAGUACAGUAAUGGAGAAUACAGUAAUGGAGUCCACUGUAAUGGAGAACACAGUAAUGGAGAACACAGUAAUGGAGAACACAGUAAUGGAGAAUACAGUAAUGGAGAACAGAGUUGUUGAGAACACGUUAGCACAAAGAGAUGAUGCCCUAGUAUUUGCUGACAGUAUUCCCAGUCUUACUUUAGAAGUUGGUUCAGUUUUAAGAGUUGUUGUAGUGUCAAUGGACAGUCUUACAUCACUGACUGUACAGCCUGAGUGCAGUGACCUGAUAUUACUCUCUGAAACAUUGAGUGAGCUAGCAUUGAAUGAAGAGCUGACCCAGUCUGUAGCCUGCAGGGACUUCAUGUCUAAUUUAAAGGCUGGACAAGUUUGUUGUGCUAGAUUCUCUGCAGAUAGUUUUUGGUACAGAGGCAGAGUGUUAGAUAUUGCUUACAAAGGAAAUGUCAUAAACAAAGUAUCAGUUCAGUAUGUUGAUUAUGGAAAUAAAGAAGUCUUACCUCUUUCGUCACUUCUUCCAUUACCUGUUCAUCUUGCUGCUCUCCCAAUUCAAGCCAUUACCUGUUCCUUUAAAGGUCAAAGCAGUUUCCUUCAAGAGGCUUCCUUCCAGGAUAUCUCACUGACAUUGAUGGAAUGGCUGGAGCGUGUUUUAAUUGGUAAAGUAUUAAAGGCUCAAAUAGCCUCUUGCUCUACAUCUGGUGAUGUUCAUAUUUUUGCUGAACUUUAUGCACCAACUAAAUUAUUUGUGAACGAGAAGUCGCUCUCCUUCCUACAAAAUAUGAAGCUUACCUUGCCACCACACUGGAUCACCACUGAUACAAUUUGUUUGGAGUCACUCAUUAAAGAUAUGUUAUCAUAUAACAUGACUGGCCAGUCUACUGCUACUAAUGACAUUAAGAAUAUGCCAGACACUGUAACUGCUCAUCAGUCUCUGACCAGCAGCAAUGGACAAGAUACUACAACACAUGAUUCAACCCCAUCAGUCUCUGUUGCUUCAUCUCUUACUAAUAAUCAAGCUCCAAUGAGACUGGCUCCUUCUUGGUCUAAUAUUCAAACUCCUUUUCCUUGCUCUGGGAGUCAAACUCAUACUAGCCCAGUCCCUACUAGUACUACAGGAGUUACUAGUGACUGUCCAACACUUACUACUAGCCCAGUCCCUACUAGUACUGCAGGAGUUAGUGACUGUCUAACACUUACUUCCACUAGUGUACCUCCUUUAGGCCCAAGCAAUGAGACUGAUCCAAGACACAGUACGGAAUAUAACACAAGCUCAGCUACUCCUUCAUUGAGUUGUUCUUCUGGGAGUCAUUCUAAGGGUAGUAGCCUUGUUGAGAUCAAGAAAGGUGAAAUCAGAGUAGUUAAUCCUCCAUCGUCCGUGGUCAUUAACGAGAUCGAAGAGAGAGAGUCGUCAAUUAAGCUGCAGGAGUAUGAUGAUGAACAGAAUCACUUGAUAUCGGAUGAAUCAAGUGAGGAUCAUUUAGUGUCAGAUGAAUCGAUAUUGGAUGAGUGGGAUCGAUUAGUAUCAAGUGAACGAGAUCAAUCAGUUGUACAGGAUCUUUUGAUAUCAGAUCAACAGGAUCAGUUAGUAUCGCAUGAUCAAAAUCAUUUGGUAUUGGAUUUACGGAAUCACUUAGAGCAAGAACAAUUAGUAUCAAAUCAGCAAGAUCGGAAUGUCUCAAAUGAACAUGAUCAGUUAGCAUUAGACAAUCAGAAUUCUUUAGUAGCUGCUCAAUCAGGUGAAAAGAAUCUUGAAGUAUCAGAAGAACAGGAUCAAGCAGAUGAAUAUCAGGAUCAGUUAUCAAACCCUUCAGAUUCUUCUGAUAUUCUAGCACAUCCUGUUCCUAGUAUAAAGCCUGUUCAUAAAGUUGAUUCCAUUCCAGAGUCUGUACAUAAAGUUGAUUCCAUUCCAGAGCCUGUUCAUAAAGUUGAUUCCAUUCCAGAGCCUGUACAUGAAGUUGAUUCCAUUCCAGAGUCUGUACAUGAAGUUGAUUCCAUUCCAGAGUCUGUGCAUAAAGUUGAUUCCAUUCCAGAAUUUGUACAUGAAGUUGAUUCCAUUCCUGAGUCUGUACAUGAAGUUGAUUCCAUUCCAGAGCCUGUACAUGAAGUUGAUUCUAUUCCUGAGUCUGUACAUGAAGCUGAUUCCAUUCCAGAGUCUGUGCAUAAAGUUCUUUCCAUUCCAGAGCCUGUUCAUGAAGUUGAUUCCAUUCCUGAGUCUGUACCUAAAGUUGAUUCUAUUCCUGAGUCUGUACAUGAAGUUGAUUCCAUUCCUGAGUCUGUACAUGUAGUUGAUUCCAUUCCAGAGCCUGUACAUGAAGUUGAUUUUAUUCCUGAGUCUGUACAUGAAGCUGAUUCCAUUCCUGAGUCUGUGCAUAAAGUUCUUUCCAUUCCAGAGCCUGUUCAUAAAGUUGAUUCCAUUCCUGAGUCUGUACCUAAAGUUGAUUCUAUUCCUGAGUCUGUACAUGAAGUUGAUUCCAUUCCUGAGUCUGUACAUGAAGUUGAUUCCAUUCCAGAGCCUGUACAUAAAGUUGAUUCCAUUCCAGAAUUUGUACAUGAAGUUGAUUCCAUUCCAGUGCCUGUUCAUGAAGUUGAUUCCAUUCCUGAGUCUGUACAUGAAAUUAAUUCCAUUCCAGAGCCUGAUGUUUAUAAAGUUGAUUCCAUUCCAGAGUCUGUACAUAAAGUUGAUUCCAUUCCAGAGUUUGUACAUGAAGUUGAUUCCAUUCCUGAGUCUGUACAUGAAGUUGAUUCUAUUCCAGAGCUUGUACAUAAUGUUGAUUCCAGUCCUGAGUUUAUACAUCAAGUUGAUUCCAUUCCUGAGUCUGUACAUGAGGUUGAUUCCAUUCCAGAAUCUGUACAUGAAGUUGAUUCCAUUCCCAGUAUAGAGCAUGAGGUUAAUCCUGUUCCCAGUAUACAUGAGUCUGGUCAUGAUCCUGAUGGUGUUAAAGAAGCUGAGGAGAUUGAGGCAUUGCUGUUAAGUAUGGAGUGUUCUGUGAUUGAUGAUGAUUGUAUCACUGAUUCUAGUGAUGAUAUUAUACUCUCACCACCUCCUGAUUUUAUGUGUCAAGACUCACCUAAUCCCACACUUGAUCUAAUGUCUGUAGCUCCUUUGGAUGGUUCAGUGACUGAGGCUCCUGCUACAGUAGGUAAUAUUGACACUGUUAGUGAGUCAUUCUCCUUUGUUGAGUAUGGUCCUGCUGAUGAGCUAUCACUAGUUGUAUCUUCAGUUGUAUCUCCUUCUUGUUUUUAUGCAGUGCCUUCAGAUAAUGCACAGUCACUGGAAUCACUAGAAACAUCAUUAUUAUCUCACUACUCUGACCCAGUCAACUGUCAUGUAUUGAGUGAAGGACAGGUAAGAGUUGGGUCUGUUUGCUGUACAAAGUCAAUGACUUCUGAGGGGCUUUGCUACUCCAGAGGAAUCAUACAGUCUAUUCAGUGGAAUCUUACUCAUGAUGAAUCAGUAGCUGUUAAUGAUAGGGAUCCUAUUGCUACUGAUAUUAAUCAUCAUGAUUCAGUAGCUGUUAAUAGUACUGAUGGUGAUCCUAUUGCUACUGAUGGUUCAUCUCCAGUAACUGUUCAUGUCUUUUGUGUUGAUUAUGGCUAUAAAGCUGCUACUGGCCUAGAGUCUCUCUUUGUCCUUGAGGCUAGGUUUGCUGCCCUUCCUGUACAAUGUAUACCUUGCUCUUUGUCUGGUGUGCAACUCUCUACUAAUGAGGAUACUCAAUUACUUGAUCCUUGUUGUGGCAUCACUGCUGUUACUGAUUCACCUUCAAAUGGUGAGACAGCUCUGGUUCAUAAUACUAGGUCUUGGUCAAAUGAAGUGGUUCAGUAUUUUGAUGGAUUAGUUCGGAAUAAGUUAUUGUUGGGUGUGGUUACUGAUAAAGCUGUUUCUGCUGGUUCCUGUAUUGGUCCUGUUUAUUUGGUAUUACUUUACGAUGAGGAAAAGAAUCUUAUUAAUAAGAAAUUAGCUAAAGCUGGACUAGCUCUGUUUACUGAAGGUGCUUCUAGUGAUCGUGACUCAAGCAGUCCUGACGAUGAUGAGUUUUUUAAUAACUGGAAUCCAAUGGUCACAGAUUUUCUAAGUCAAAGGAAUGUUAUUGAUAUUGACGAUGAAGACGUAGGAUCAGCUCUUCUGGGAUACAAGAGCACUAAUAAUAAGGUCUGUCGUUUCUAUAAUACACCACAAGGAUGUUAUGAUGGUGACCGAUGCAGAUAUCAACAUGUCCAUGAAGGUGGGGUUGAACAAUGUCUGCAAGACACUUUCAAGUCUCCAGCAGUUCCUUCUCUCCCUCCUGUCGGGUCAAUGAUUAUUGUUGUCGUGACAACCAUCCAGUCAAUUAAUUGUUUUAUGGUUCACAUCAUGGGGCCAGCUGAAGUCCUAAUGAAAGGUUCUAAAAUACAAAGCAAGUACAUUAGAUCAAAGUUUCUGAUGCUACAACAAGAAAUGGAUGAGUAUUAUAAGGAACAGGGGAGAGCUGCCCAGUCCUUCGUCCCUCCCACUAUUGGUGAGUUGGUUGCUGUUUGGAGUGAGAGGGACAACCAUUGGUACAGAGCCAUUGCUAAGGAUCAGCAAGGAGCUAGCAUUGAGGUUUUUUACAUUGAUAUUGGUUAUUCUGAAUUGGUUGAUCAGGAAAGGAUAAGGACUAUAGCUCCAGAGUUUGUUCAUUUGCCAGUUCAAGCAGUCGAAUGUCAACUCUACAAUCCUAACCUUUCAAUGGAGAGCAUGCCCACUGAUAGAACCAAGAAAAUGUUUGAAGAUUUAGUGAAGGAUAGGCUACUCUUUGCUCGAGUGAUGUGGAGAAACAGUAAUGGUAUCCUUGGGGUUGAACUACAUGAUCUUCAGAGUACAGGAGUGUCACUGAAUGAGACUAUAAUUGGAAAAGAGUUUGAGAAUAAGAAGAAUGGCCGCCCAAAGGAGAAGGUAAAGAAGAGAUUGGCAGUACAACUGAUGCCUGGUUAAAUGGAGUUGGUCAUCUUUUUAUAAAUGUACUUCUAAAAUAGGUUGACUGUAUUCUUUUGAUUCUAUUUAAUCAUUUCAAUUUCAA